This is a messenger RNA of Solanum pennellii, 971 nucleotides long. RefSeq lists its product as uncharacterized. NCBI's taxonomy places the organism in Eukaryota, Viridiplantae, Streptophyta, Magnoliopsida, Solanales, Solanaceae. Bases 183 to 638 code for a protein of 151 amino acids. The transcript has 3 exons. Gene Ontology annotation, cellular component: ribosome. Gene Ontology annotation, molecular function: structural constituent of ribosome; small ribosomal subunit rRNA binding. The record is from RefSeq and is a predicted model, not a curated record. Gene Ontology annotation, biological process: translation.
UAUAACUUUCAAACAAGAAGUAAAACCCUAGUAGCAGGAACUGAGCUCACUGUGCUGCCAGUUAAGUUCAUCUCCGACGAUCUCAUCUCCGGCGACUUCUCUAUCGCGCCGAUCUCAUCUCCAGCGACUUCGAAAACGCGCCGAUCUCUGUUGAAGUUGGUUGAAUCAAGAGAAGACAAAAGAUGCCUCUAUAUGACUGUAUGCUGUUACUGAAACCCCAUGUAAAGAAGGAGGCUAUGAUGGACCUCAUUGCAAAGGUUGGGAAGCAUGUCUAUCGAAAAAAUGGCGUCCUUACAGAUUUAAAGUCAUUUGGAACUGUUCAACUGGGUUAUGGCAUUAAGAAACUAGAUGGAAGAUACUAUCAGGGUCAACUGAUGCAAAUGACAGUGAUGACACCACCCAGUUUAAACAAUGAGCUGCAUUACCUGAACAAAGAAGACCGCUUGCUCCGUUGGCUUUUAGUUAAGCAUCGAGACAUCAAAUUUGGAUUUGACUUGUUGGGUGAAGAUGAUGAUGGCAAGGCUGAACUAAGCAAGUUCAGGAGAAACAUUAAUGAGGAAGAAGAAGAAGAAGAAGAUGAUGACGACGACGACGACGACGAGUAUAAUACCAAUGAAGCCGAGACAAACAAAGUCUAGAAAGCUGAUGAAUUUCACUCUGUGCUCACACCCUUUUUUCUCAAUUUGAUCAGCAGUCAUAGACUCGCCGUACCAUCUCAAUGAACAUGAUAUUGUUCGUCAAAAGCUACGUGGAGUCUUGUGGCCAACGAUUUUGUAGUGCAUGCCUUUUGUUGCCUAAAAAUCUAGUUAUGCAGGAUAAUUUUCUUAGAAUAAUCCAGUUUGCAAACAAAUUAGUUAAGUUCAUUGUAUGAUUUCAAAGCUCAGUAGUGAAUUGAUCCAUUUUUGGUGGAUACUGGAAUGUGUUUACACCAAAUAAGUGAAUAUAUGUCACCCUGUUUAUUACACUUUUAA